Triplophysa rosa is the source of this 2304-nucleotide messenger RNA. RefSeq lists its product as uncharacterized. Gene Ontology annotation, cellular component: cytoplasm. The transcript is spliced from 2 exons. The record is from RefSeq and is a predicted model, not a curated record. Lineage: Eukaryota; Metazoa; Chordata; Actinopteri; Cypriniformes; Nemacheilidae. Bases 363 to 1886 code for a protein of 507 amino acids.
UUGAAGGUAUAGCACUAACCGGUUCUCCUAUUUUUUGCAAAACACUGAGAAAUUCAACAGGUGUAAUUCACUGUAUUCAUAGAUAUACAACAGAAUGAAUGUCAGGUGUGCGCCGAAGCUCAGAAGAACUAUACAGAUGUCGCAACUACAUCGCGGAUGCCUGUGAUACAGGACAUGGACAUUUAUAGGCAUGUAGGCGGUUUUAUUUGGUUGACAAUUGUGAAACUAUAAACAGACAAUAUGUAUUUGAGGCUCUUCCGUAUCAUCAUGCCUCCUCAUUUGCAUACUGUCUACUUUCGCUUCCUCGUUUGACAUCGCUUCAUCGGGAGUUGAUCAAGUUGAUCGCUUCGCGUCCUAUAAUCAUGACCAACAGCGUCGACGAUCAAACGCCCGUGUCGCGUAAAGACGUGCUGGUGAAGUAUUUACAGCACUACGACAGAGUUUCGUCUGAAGGUAAUGUUAAAGUGUGUUCGGAUCGACAGGUGACAGAUGAAGCCAGACGCGUGUUACUGUCAGAGGAAGAGCCGCGGAAGAGGUUUAACACACUGGAUCUUUAUCGGGCUCUCUAUGAGUGUGUGCAGUACACAGACUAUCAGAGACACAUCCAGGGCUUUAUAAAAGCCACAGAGUUACUGGAGAUGUUCUGUGUCAACCUGUUUCUGUUUCCCUGGAAGAAGGAGAUUAAAACGUUGAAGACAUUCACAGGACACUUUGUCUACUACAUCAAGCCAAUUCUACCUUUUGCCAAGAGUAUUCUUCAGAGUAUUGGUUACUGCAUUGAAACAGACACCGAGUAUAGACUGUCUGACAGUGUCGACCCUGACAAGGCCAAAAAAAUGGGAUUUGACCUUUUCCUCGCCAGAUUAGAAUGUGAGUACCUCCUUGAGCUCAUGGGCAAGAAAUCACACGUGGAAUGUCUAGAGAUCCUUCAUAUAAGAGCUGCUCCUCUAAACGCCAGUGCUGGAGAUGAUGUCCCGGGGCACACAAGUAUCUGUAAUCCAAAUGAGGAUGUUCUUCAGGAGGAUGGACAUGUUGAAGGUGGCUCAUUGGUCAAUCCAGAGGAACAGCAGAGACAGACGAUUAAAACGCAUAACCCUCAUGAUCAAGAAAACUUUGAGACUCAAGAUAGUACAAUCACUGAUGUAGAAAGACCAUCCAGCUCAUUUAUGGCUGAUGAUAAGUCUAUCCUGGAAAUGAAGGAGAACUACCCAGACCUGGCUAUCCGACAAAAGCCCAUUUUCCGGAAGUCUCAGAAAAAGUCUACACAACCUCUUAAAGCCAAGGAGCUGGUUGGAUUUAAGCGGUACAGCACAGCCCUGUUCCCUGAGGUCAAUACUGACAUGAGUGGUCCCCAGUCUAUAGCCAUGCACAAUGAGACCACCCCAAGCAAUAAUACAUUACAUAUCCCAAAUGCAGUUGUAGAAGCUCAAUGCUUAGAUGACAAACCACUGGUUCUUCGAGUGGAAACGGUGUUGCAAGGAUGCAACCGUGAGGGGCCACCGAAAAACUGUAUGGUUGAGCUAACUGAGCAAAUGGGCAAAUUGCACAAGAAAGAACUCUGUGUAGAUGAGCCUCUUAAAUACCCCAUAGAGGAGACCACACAGGCCCAGCUGUGCAAUGGAAAUAAUGUCAAUGUCAUAGCCCCGCCCACAAAAACUCAAGAUGGGAUGAGCUUGCCCAUUUUAUGCACCCAAUCUCAAGAGCAUAUCUGCAACAUUGUAGGUUGCAGGAGCUGUGCAGUAUCUGAUGCCGUUCCUGGACAGGACAACACCAUUAAAGAGCCUCCCCAGUCCAUUUACAUCCCCAGUUCUCUCGCGCCAUUGGGACCACUGACUGACCACCAUCAGACGGGAAAUGAGGGUUCAAAUUCUCAACUCCACAGUUGAGUCCCACAUCGCAGCAACCAGACGAUGACAUCACCCAAACAUAUGUGAUGUUGUAGAAGCACACAGUAUUCCUUCCCAUCCAUGUUAGAAAUGGAAAUGCAUUGACCUCCAAAUAUGACUAUGUAUGCUAGCCUAGUACUGACCAGAAUUUUUUUGCUAUUCUCAAUGAUGGCAACUUUCCUUUUGAUCAAGCAUUGAGGAGCCUUAAAUGGUAACUUAUUUAUGAAGAAUGUCUGUGUUUCCUAUCAUCAUAGCUUUUUAAGUAAACGAAGGGUUCUUGCUGCUUUUUUAUUAACCUGCUAAAUAAGUUUUAAGUCAUAAUAACUUUAGAGCUUGACUCGGUAUUGUGCCUUACUAAAUGUAAAGACAGUUAAAAUGUGUACCCACUUGUCUUAAUGAAAUGUUCUGCAGGAAUGUC